ACCACCCGCUUUUUUAUUUUCCUUCCUCUCCCGCCUCCAUCACAACAUGUACAGGCAUCUUGUCCCAUUCCUCGGUCCCAUUCGAUCCACACCCUCCUACUCCCACCUCACACCCCAAUCCUCUCCACCGCCUCGCCCCACCGUAAAGCUCUGCCACUAUCCGUAUUUCGUCAGGCGCAACUCCCGUGCCUCCCUUCCCGUAUACACAGACAUCCGUAACGGUGGCACGAGGCAUCUCGUCCUCAUACGCAACGUACACGGAAACAUCAACUUCCUCGCAGACUCUCUCAGAAAAUCCCUUUUCAAACCUGGCUCUCCCAGUGCUUCUCGUCUCAAAGUAGACGUCGUCGCACAGAGAAAUAUCGUUUUGACAGGAGGUCGAUGGAAAAACGAUGUCAUGCACUGGCUCGUGGCAAAGGGCUUUUAGUUUACCCCUUCUUUACCAUACCAACUUCCCCCCUACUCACGUUCUCACACCUUUUUCAAUAUUAUCCUUUCUUCCCAUUUCAAAAAAAGUCUUCUUCCUGCCUCGUAACACCCGGCGUCCCUACACCACCUCCUAUGUGAACAUGUCAUCUCAUAUCUCAGUUCCUCAGUCCUAUCAAAUAAUUAUUUUUCUCCAUUUCUUUUCACGGUCCAUCUGAGACCGCAUCUUUUGCACGAACAUGCCCUGUUUGUAUAACUACCGUCACUUCCACCGAAGUUCCCUCGGUGAUCAUCAUUCCUGCCAGAGCCUUGUUUCUACAUCUUUUGCCGAACACAAACGCGUCCGUACCCGUGUCCUCGCAACUUACUUCCAUCCUGACGCCUCCUGUGUAUUUUAACUCUUUUUAUUCCACACCCUGUUCUUCUCUGCCCGACACUGGUUUUCCGCUCAAUAUGGGUUAAGCACCACGUUGCCGUACACACAGCGCGCUAACACCCUGCGCUUCACUUUUUCCAACUUACAUCGAACACAUCCAUGAUGCUGUUCCCAAACUAUCAGCUGCGGAGCGCUAUGACCUUGCGUAGGCUCAGAUCCAUCCUGGUCCGAUGGUCGCUGAAACCCGCGUGCUUCCAAGCGUUUCUCCUUCUUUCAUCCACUUUCAAUGCUGUGUCAGUGCGGUCGUUACACUGCUCGAGCUUGAUCGUAAAGUUCAAUGGACAUGAAAAGUAUUCUAGAGGUAGGACCGGAUAGUACCUGCGCAAUGCCGCACUAGAGUUCUUGAUUGCCCUGUGAUAUGCAGUGGGUAUGCAUUGGCUUUGACAAAUGGAGGACUACCGGUGAC
Messenger RNA from Serpula lacrymans var. lacrymans S7.9, 1268 nucleotides. RefSeq lists its product as uncharacterized. Bases 47 to 427 code for a protein of 126 amino acids. Gene Ontology annotation, biological process: translation. Lineage: Eukaryota; Fungi; Basidiomycota; Agaricomycetes; Boletales; Serpulaceae. Gene Ontology annotation, cellular component: ribosome; mitochondrial large ribosomal subunit. The record is from RefSeq and is a predicted model, not a curated record. Gene Ontology annotation, molecular function: structural constituent of ribosome. The transcript has 2 exons.